This is a messenger RNA of Penicillium oxalicum, 3630 nucleotides long. RefSeq names its product DDB1/RSE1 family protein. Gene Ontology annotation, cellular component: U2 snRNP; nucleus. Gene Ontology annotation, biological process: mRNA splicing, via spliceosome. The transcript is spliced from 4 exons. NCBI's taxonomy places the organism in Eukaryota, Fungi, Ascomycota, Eurotiomycetes, Eurotiales, Aspergillaceae. Gene Ontology annotation, molecular function: protein binding; U2 snRNA binding. The coding region runs from base 1 to 3630 and encodes 1209 amino acids. The record is from RefSeq and is a predicted model, not a curated record.
AUGGCGACCACAUCGCACAUGUUUAUGUACUCCCUGACGAUUCAGCCUCCCACUGCGAUCUCACAGGCAAUCUUGGGCCAGUUUGCAGGCACCAAGGAGCAGCAAAUCGUCACUGCUUCGGGAUCCAAGCUCACCAUUCACCGACCUGACCCGACCCAGGGCAAGGUCACACCCCUUUUUUCCCAAGAUGUAUUUGGUAUCAUUCGCUCACUAGCAGCCUUUCGCCUGGCUGGGAGCAAUAAAGACUACAUCAUCAUCGGAUCUGACUCAGGUCGUAUCACGAUUAUUGAAUAUGUGCCUUCUCAAAAUCGCUUUAAUCGGAUCCACUUGGAAACAUUUGGCAAGUCCGGAGUGCGUCGAGUUGUCCCUGGACAGUACCUAGCCGUUGAUCCGAAGGGACGAGCCUGUCUCAUCGCCUCGCUGGAGAAGAACAAGCUGGUCUACGUUCUCAACCGCAAUUCCCAGGCAGAGCUUACCAUCUCUUCGCCCCUUGAGGCUCACAAACCCCAAACGCUGGUAUUUGCGAUGACGGCUCUUGACGUGGGUUACGAAAACCCGGUUUUCGCUGCUCUGGAAGUGGACUACUCUGAAGCCGAUCAGGAUCCAACCGGACAAGCGUACGAGGAUAUUGAAAAAGUUCUCGUUUUCUACGAACUGGAUCUUGGUCUGAAUCAUGUUGUCCGUAAGUGGUCCGAUCCUGUCGAUCGCACCGCAAACAUGCUUUUCCAGGUUCCUGGUGGAGCCGAUGGACCGAGUGGUGUCCUCGUAUGCGCUGAGGACAACAUCACAUAUCGUCACUCGAAUCAGGACGCUUUCCGUGUCCCGAUUCCUCGACGUACUGGGGCGACUGAAAAUCCGGAGCGUAAACGCACAAUUGUGUCCGGUGUGAUGCACAAAAUGAGAGGUGCUUUUUUCUUCCUUCUUCAAACCGAGGAUGGUGACCUGUUCAAGCUCACAUUGGACAUGGUUGAGGAUGAGAACGGCCAGCUCACAGGCGAAGUGAGAAGAUUGAAGAUCAAAUACUUCGACACUGUGCCAGUGGCCUCUAGUCUUCUAAUCCUCAAGAGUGGAUUCCUCUAUGUUGCCAGCGAAUCAGGAAACCACAACUUUUACCAGUUCGAGAAACUUGGCGAUGAUGAUGAGGAAACCGAGUUCACGAGCGACAAUUUCUCGGCUGAUCCAUCUGUUCCCUACGACCCCGUCUUCUUCCGGCCGCGAUCAGCAGAGAAUCUGAACUUGAUGGAAAGCCUCAAUGCCCUGAACCCAAUGACAGACAGCAAGAUUGCCAACCUCACGGGUGAAGAUGCGCCGCAAAUCUACACCGUGGGUGGCACUGGGGCUCGUAGUUCGUUUAGAACACUGAAGCACGGUUUGGAAGUCUCAGAAAUUGUUGAGUCGGAGCUCAGGACUGUGCCGUCUGCUGUGUGGACAACCAAGCUUGCUCGUGGUGAUGAAUACGAUGCUUAUAUUGUUCUUUCUUUUGCGAACGGCACGCUUGUUCUUAGCAUCGGCGAGGUGGUGGAGGAAGUUUCUGACACUGGCUUCUUGUCCACUGCACCUACUCUUGCUGUGCAACAACUUGGUGAGGAUUCGUUGAUUCAGGUGCAUCCUCGUGGGAUCCGUCACUUGAUGGCUGAUCGUCGUGUCAAUGAAUGGCCUGCCCCGCAGCACCGUUCCAUCGUCGCUGCUGCUACCAACCAACGCCAGGUCGCUGUGGCGCUCAGCUCAGGAGAGAUUGUCUACUUCGAGAUGGACGCAGACGGCUCGCUUGCAGAGUAUGAUGAGCGUCGUCAAAUGUCCGGCACCGUGACCUGUCUGAGCUUGGGCGAGGUUCCUGAAGGACGCACUCGCAGUUCCUUCUUGGCGGUGGGCUGUGACGAUUCCACAGUUCGCAUUCUUAGUCUGGAUCCUGACUCCACACUUGAGAACAAGUCUGUUCAAGCCUUGACAUCAGCCCCUUCAGCAUUGAACAUCAUCGCCAUGGCUGAUUCAAGCUCUGGUGGCACCACACUCUAUUUGCACAUUGGCCUCUAUUCCGGAGUCUACCUUCGCACUGUCUUGGAUGAAGUUACCGGUGAACUGUCGGAUACACGCACGCGGUUCCUCGGCGCGAAGCCUGUCAAAUUAUCCCAGGUCUCUGUGAAAGGGCAGACUGCCGUGCUUGCCUUGAGUUCGCGCCCGUGGCUCGGUUAUUCCGAUGUUCAGACCAAGAGUUUCAUGCUCACGCCGCUCGACUACCCUGGUCUCGAAUGGGGUUGGAACUUUUCAAGUGAGCAGUGUGAGGAAGGUAUGAUUGGCAUCCAGGGGAAAAAUCUACGAAUUUUCUCCAUUGACAAACUCGACAAUAACAUGCUUCAGGAGUCAAUUCCAUUGGCCCACACUCCUCGUCGAUUCGUCAAACAUCCCGAGCAGCCACUCUUCUACGUCAUUGAGUCUGACAACAAUGUCCUCUCUUCGGCGACACAACAGAGUCUCAUCGAGGAUUCGAAAUCUCGUAACGGUGAGGCCGAGGUGCUACCGCCGGCAGAUUUUGGCUACCCUCGCGGCCAGGGACACUGGGCGUCUUGUAUUCAAAUCGUCGAUCCCGUGUCGUCCAAGCAAGUGAUAUUUUCGCUGGACUUGGAAGACAAUGAGGCUGCCGUGAGCAUUGCGGCAGUGCCAUUCGCUAGCCAGGAUGACGAGACAUUCCUGGUUGUCGGAACAGCCAAGGAUAUGACAACAGACCCACCUUCGUCCGCCGGUGGCUUCAUUCACAUCUAUCGCUUCCAAGAGGAAGGUCGUGAACUCGAAUUCAUUCACAAAACCAAAGUCGAUGAUCCUCCUUUGGCUCUUCUUGCAUUCCAAGGUCGAGUGCUUGCCGGUGUGGGCUCGCUUCUUCGACUCUAUGAUUUGGGUAUGAAGCAGCUGCUCCGCAAGUGUCAGGCUCACGUUGUCCCUCACACUAUUGUCGGACUUCAGACUCAAGGGAGUCGAAUCAUCGUCAGUGAUGUUCGCGAUAGCGUGACUUACGUCGUCUACAAGUACCAAGAGAACGUUAUGAUCCCAUUCGUGGAUGAUACUGUUGCUCGGUGGACAACAUCCACGGCCAUGGUGGAUUAUGAAACUACGGCGGGUGGCGAUAAGUUUGGCAACAUUUGGUUGCUUCGCUGCCCCACAAAAUUCUCAGAGGAAGCUGACGAGGAUGGCUCUGGAGCCCAUCUCCUUCAUGAGAGAGGCUACCUUCAAGGCACGCCGAACCGGCUCGAUCUCAUGGUUCAUUACUAUGUGCAAGACAUUCCCACUGGAAUCCACAAAACGCAACUGGUUGCUGGUGGUCGAGACAUUCUGGUGUGGACUGGCUUUCAAGGAACCAUUGGCAUGUUUGUGCCCUUUGUCAGUCGCGAGGAUGUCGACUUCUUCCAAAGUCUUGAGAUGCAGCUCGCCUCCCAAACCCCUCCUCUCGCUGGCCGGGAUCAUCUCAUCUAUAGAGGUUACUAUGCGCCCUCGAAAGGUGUCAUCGAUGGUGACUUAUGUGAGAUGUACUUCCUUUUGCCCAAUGACACGAAGAUGAUGAUUGCGGCGGAACUUGAUCGCUCCGUCCGUGAAAUCGAACGCAAGAUCUCGGACAUGCGAACGAGGGUCGCUUAUUGA